UACGUCAUUCUGAAGUAUCUAGAACACUUUACGAUACUGUUGACAACUGGGGUUGUCGUGUCUUAUCUGCUGUUGGAAUUGUGUUUAGUUAUGAUUUAUUUUUAAAACUAAAGCUGGAGUUAAAUGAGUGUUUUUGACUUAUUUCGUGGGUUCUUCGGAGUACCUGGAGGCCAUUAUCGUGGCCGAAGGGACCCCUUCUUCGAUGCUAUGACUCAUGACGACGACGAUGAUGAUGAAGAAGAUGGAUACAAUGAUGGCUUCCGAGGGGACCAGCAGGACCCCUUCGACAGUGCCUUGAGGUUUGGCUUCAGCGUGGGCCCCGACGGGAUGAGGAUCCAGGAGCCCCCCAUGUUCGGCCAGGUCCUCAGGGAGAUGGAGGAGAUAUUCUCCCAGCUGGGCGGCUGGGACGGGCAGCCGGGCUCUGGACACUUUGGUGUUCCCAGAAUCCUGCCGCCAUCACCACCUCAGGACAGAGCUGAAAGAGGUGCGGGGGGGUUUGGUGGGAACCCCCUGAGAGACUUCAUGCUCAGAUCUCCCAACAAAGAGCCACAGGGACCCCAAACUGAGCCCAGACACGAUGGCCAUCCUUCUUAUGAUUCACCAGAAUUCCCAAGCUCGCAAUUUCAUGGCUGGACCCCUUUUUCAAAGGUGAUUUAAGAUACACUGAACAAAAAUAUAAACGCAAUACUUUUGUUUUUGCUCCCAUUUUUCAUG
Messenger RNA from Notothenia coriiceps (black rockcod), 714 nucleotides. RefSeq names its product HCLS1 associated protein X-1 (gene hax1). The transcript has 3 exons. Lineage: Eukaryota; Metazoa; Chordata; Actinopteri; Perciformes; Nototheniidae. Gene Ontology annotation, biological process: regulation of actin filament polymerization; negative regulation of apoptotic process. The coding region runs from base 124 to 657 and encodes 177 amino acids. Gene Ontology annotation, cellular component: apical plasma membrane; sarcoplasmic reticulum; mitochondrion. The record is from RefSeq and is a predicted model, not a curated record.